This is a messenger RNA of Cantharellus anzutake, 1499 nucleotides long. RefSeq lists its product as uncharacterized. Lineage: Eukaryota; Fungi; Basidiomycota; Agaricomycetes; Cantharellales; Hydnaceae. The record is from RefSeq and is a predicted model, not a curated record. The coding region runs from base 99 to 1355 and encodes 418 amino acids. The transcript has 5 exons.
CCGCAAUUCAUAAAUCACCCAAUCGCCGGCCUCUGCCGACAUUAAGAUCCCUCACACCUAACGACAUAGCACACCCUUCGCCGCUGUUACUGAACAACAUGGAACCCCAACCCCUACCCCGAACGCCAGAACAGUUAAGGCCAGAGCUAAGCGAUGAACAAUGGAAAGCAUAUAGCCGGUGCCUUUCCCUAGAGAAGUUGGGUGGAUGGGGUAUCCACGUUCCUGAGCUUCAAGAAGCUUACUCGGAGGACAUCAUGGCCCAGUUCACAGCGUGCAAGGUUGCACGUAUCCUUGGAUAUUGUUUGCUUGCGGCACCUAGUAAGCAAGGGUGUGAUGCAUUGACCCGUGAGAUCCUUGGGUGUGCCGGCAAGGCACAAAAGUUAGAGUGUGCAGACAAGGAGGAAGCAGAGAUGUUGGAGCCUGUGGGCCAGGUGGAAGCAGAGAUGUUGGCUGGGCUCGCCCAUUUGUACAUUUAUGGGCUAACUCGUGUGUUUUUCAAUCCCAAAGGCCGUACACCCAUACUGUCACCAGGUCAAAGUCCCAGAGGCUCCUUCGAGCAAGCAGAGAAAAGGGCCGCAGAUUGGCUGCUAUGGCGCCGGGCCCCCUAUGAUAGCCUGAAGCAGCUCGUCUUGCUUCGUGAUGACCAUCGCUGUGCCUUCACUGGUCUUUUGGAUAAGUCUUUUGUGGGUUGUGCACCAAGGCAACUCGAAUUCAGAGGAAAGCAAGUCAACGUGACUGGAAUGGAUGUGGAGCGGACAAAACCCGACCUCGGUGAAACAUAUGUGGCUCACAUUAUCACAAAGUCGCUAUCGGAGGACAUCGAGGGCCAGUCAGAAGGGGUAAAGGCUAAGUUCCAGUGGGCAAAGAAGGCAGUGGCAUUGAUCGAGCGGUUUGGAGGGUUUUCCUUUACAGAGCUUGGGAUUCAUGGUCUGGACAAUCCGUUGAAUGUGUUCACAACAUCAGAUACGCCGCACAAGCAGUUUGACGCCCUCAACCUGUGGUUAGUGCCAGCUCUAGAUCAAAACCGUGCCGUCAUUGCCAAUAAUACAUACGCUCCAGAACACUCUGGGGGCGAUGUGGCACUGAAGUCAUUCGGGAUUCAGAAAAUUGUCAAAUUCAAAGAGGCUAAGACUGAAGAUGGUCAGGUCGUCCCCCCUCCUGACCCACGUCUCCUUGCCCUGCAUGCUGCUUGUGCAUGGGUUCUUCAUUCAUCUGGCGCCAUAGAGCAUGUGCGGGAGUUUCUUCUUCGAGAACCUGAACCGAUCUCGCUCAUGACAGAGCCAAAUGCAGCUCCAGAACUUCACUUCGCGCUAGAGAAGUUGCAGUACUUUCGGCACGUUUCCACGAUGGCCUAGUUAUGGUUUUCACUUAUCUCUCACUCCACUUAACCCUUUACUUUGAUGUUGUGUGUGUUUAUCUGUUCCAUGUCUCUGUGGAUGUUGUACCCGCGCAGGAAAAUGACUGUAUUCCAAAAAAAAAAAGAUCAUGUGACGUUUGUG